UCCUGCUCACAAUGGGGCCCGGUGUACCCCUCAGCGCGGCCCCCGAGCUCUUCUCUAGGGCUCCUCCGUCCUGCACCAUCCCGGGGCCGGGUCUCCUCUCGCUCUCCGCUCCGCGUGGCCAUGAACAGGAUCCGGAUUCACGUGUUACCCACGAGCCGAGGCCGCCUCACCCCCGUGCCACGGCCUCAGGAGCCCCUGGCCUGCUCCUUUGCCCCCCGGCCCUGCUCCCAGCCCCGCCUGGAAGGGCAGGAAUUCUGCAUCAAGCACAUCCUUGAGGACAGGAAUGCUCCCUUCAAACAGUGCAGCUAUGUGUCCACGAAGAACGGGAAGCGUUGUCCCAAUGCUGCUCCCAAACCUGAGAAGAAGGAUGGCACCUCGUUCUGCGCGGAGCACGCCCGGCGCAACGCGCUGGCGCUCCAGGCUCAGGUGAAGAAAUCCAACCCCGGGCCCGUGGGUGAGACCCUGCUGUGCCAGCUGAGCUCCUAUGCCCGGGCAGAGCUGGGCAGCCAGGGCGCCGAGAGCAGCCGCAGCGAGGCCAGCCGCAUCCUGGACGAGGACAGCUGGAGUGACUGUGAGCAGGACCCUGUCACCGUGGAGCAGACGUGGCGUGGGGACCCUGACAGCGACGCCGACAGCAUCGACAGCGACCAGGAGGAUCCCCUCAAGCAUGCUGGGGUGUACACGGCCGAGGAGGUGGCUCUGAUCAUGAGGGAGAAGCUGAUCCGCCUCCAGUCCCUCUACAUCGACCAGUUCAAGCGGCUCCAGCACCUGCUGAAGGAGAAGAAACGCCGGUUCCUGCACAGCAGGAAGGGAGAGCACGAGGCCAUCGGGAGCAGCCUCCUGACAGGGCCAGAGGGGCUGAUGGCCAAGGAGAGGGAGAACCUGAAGAGGCUCAAGUGCCUGCGGCGCUACCGGCAGCGCUACGGGGUGGAGGCUCUGCUGCACCGGCAGCUCCGCGAGCGCAGGGUCCUGGCCACUGAUGGCGCAGCCCAGCAGGCUCACACCACCCGCUCCAGCCAGCGCUGCUUGGCCUUUGUCGAUGAUGUCCGAUGCUCCAACCCGUCCCUGCCCAUGACCCGGCACUGCCUCACACAUAUCUGCCAGGAUACAAACCAGACGCUUUUCAAGCCGUGCCAGGGCUCUGAGGAAGUUCCCUGCAACAAGCCCGUGCCCGUGAGCCUGUCAGAGGAGCCGUGCUGCCCCCUGCACCUCCGGCUGCCCCCCCAGAUGUACGUGCCAGAGCAGGUCCUGGCAGUGCCCCAGGAGCUGGGGGCUGCUCCCACGGAUCUGUACCUGAGCGCGGCCGAGCUCCAGCCCACGGAGAGUUUGCCCCUGGAAUUCAGUGAUGACCUGGACGUGGUGGGUGAUGGGAUGCAGUGCCCCCCAUCCCCUCUGCUCUUUGACCCUUCUGUGACCCUCGAUCCAUCCCUGAGGGACAUGGCCGAGGCUCCCAUCGACAUCCUGGCCCUGGAGGAGCCCGACAGGGGCAGCUCCUCCACCCCCCUGGUCCCUCCAGCCGAGGGUCCUGCCCAGCAGUGUCACCUCCCGUUCCAGCCCCGGGAGGAGCAGCAGCCGCAGGAAACGGCCUCGUCCAGCCCGGCCCGGGGAGCAGCGGCCAACGGGAGCCUGGAGCCGGGGGCCGUGGGCUGAGCCCGGCAGCACCGGGGUCCCCACACCCGGGGGACCCUCAGCGUGGGACCUGGGGGGGCUGGAGUGCUGCUCCAGUGCCAGGAUGAGCUGCAGCUCCAGCUCUGCUGAUCCCAGGAGCCACAGGAACCCCUGGAACGCCAGGAUGGAGCUCCAGACCUCCCAUCCUCCGUGGGGAUGGAGUAGCCACAGGAGGCUGGGGGGGGAAAUCAUGAAAUUUUGGGGGUCUCUGCCAUGCCCUGAGGGGGUGAUGUGGCCCUGUGAUGUUUUGGGGGGACAGAGGUUCCAUCCCGUGGGUCCCCCCACAAUAAAGUGAUGGAGGUGGGUG
Molecule: messenger RNA, 1975 nt
Organism: Pyrgilauda ruficollis (rufous-necked snowfinch)
Lineage: Eukaryota; Metazoa; Chordata; Aves; Passeriformes; Passeridae
Gene: KANSL2
Product: KAT8 regulatory NSL complex subunit 2
Exons: 10
Coding region: 121-1650 (509 amino acids)
Cellular component (GO): NSL complex
Source: RefSeq, a predicted model, not a curated record